AUGGCGGAUUCCAAUGAAGCAGUUCACAACGCCCUGAAACGAAAGCCAGAACACGAUGAAGCCCCUCCAAUUCUCCACAAUGUCGCAGCAAACGCGUCUCCGGGUACUGAGUCUUUUGACACACAAGACCCCCAACAGCUAGGAAACGACCAACAAAAAAAGCGAAAGACAGACCAGGGAAAAAAUUCGUCCUCAAAUGGGAAAUCCAAGGCUCCGAAGAAGAGAACCCCGUCCGCACCAUGGCCGGAUGUCUUUAAGCAACUUUCGCAGACACAUCGUGCCUUGAAUUUGGUGUAUACCUUCUGCUGUACGCGCAAGCACUUUGCGACCACAUUCGACAACAUCAGAAAGGCAGUCCAGGCCCAACUUGGCAAAGGGAAAGACCUUACCGUUGAAGAUGUGGCUAGAGUCAAGGCGAUAGUCCCACAGGCAGUGCGCUUCGAAUACGUCGACGAAGCAAGCCUUGAGGUCAUGACGGUCGGUGAUAGAGAGACGGUUGAAUAUGGGUUGCAUAAGCGCCACGGCUCCCUCAUUGCAGAUGAUCUCGCUAGCUCGGAUGCCUUCCAGAAUCAUGAGUUUGGGAGGAACGUUUUGCUAUUCGAAUUUGUGGACGGAGAUCUAAAGCGAGAAGUCCAGCAUCCGAAAACUGGCGAGCCGUCAAAACCAGUUCGCCGGAUGAAAGAUGAAGAUCUGAAAAUGCCGGUUUACAGCCAGAAGCAAAUGCUUGCUCUGAUUGAAAAGCGCAACACGAAAUUUUCCGACGCCAUUGACGCAUUCCUCGUUCGAUGUGAAGACAAAGGUAUAGAUCCCGUUCUGAUACUCGAAGAUGAGAAAAAUGCCCUUCUGCCAACGCCUGGGGGUAGCAGUGGGAAUGCUCCUGCAGCAUCAACGACUCCAGCCACCAUACCGAAGGAGCGCAAGUCCAUCGCGGAAAUCAUCGCUGAAAUACGGGAGAUGGAGUGGUAUCAUGCUCAGAUUGUGCCGGAAGGUCAUCGUGUAUUCGAUGCCCAGUCGCCUGUUUUCGGUGAUUUGAAUUUCCAGCUUUCGCAGGACAUGGUCAAUGCCCUCUACAAUACGAGGGGCAUCACCCAGCUCUACUCUCAUCAAGCAGAGGCUAUCAAUCAUUUGUAUGAUGGCCACAAUGUCAUUGUUUCCACCUCGACAAGCUCUGGAAAGUCACUGAUCUACCAAAUCCCAAUGCUACACGAAUUAGAAAAAGACCUUGACAGCAGGGGUAUGUACAUUUUCCCCACAAAGGCACUGGCUCAAGAUCAGCGGCGCAGCAUGACCGAUUUACUGCAAUACAUGACUGGUUUGCAACAUACGAUGGUUGAAACGUUUGACGGAGACACACCCAUGAGCAGUCGUGACCUUAUCCGUGACGAGGCGCGGAUCAUUUUCACCAACCCGGAUAUGCUACACAUCACCAUCUUACCACAAGAAAGCACCUGGCGCACUUUCUUGAAGAACCUCAAGUUUGUUGUGGUAGAUGAACUGCAUGUUUACAACGGACUGUUCGGCUCGCACGUUGCUUUCAUCAUGCGACGCCUUCGCAGGAUAUGUGCGGCGGUGGGCAACCGACAUGUCAAGUUUAUUUCCUGCUCUGCCACAGUUGCGAAUCCCGAGAACCACAUGAAAGCUAUAUUCGGCGUGGAAGAUGUGAAAUUAAUUGACUUCGAUGGAUCUCCCUCCGGUCGCAAAGAGUUCCUAUGCUGGAACACGCCAUUCAAAGACCCGACAGACCCGACCUCAGGACGUGGUGAUAGCGUUACUGAGACAGCGAGAUUGUUUUGCCAGCUUGUUCUUCGAGGCGUCAGGGUGAUUGCAUUUUGCCGAAUCAGACACCUUUGCGAAGUCCUCUUGCAGGCUGUACGCAACGAAUUCCGAGCUCUUGAAAGAACAGAGGUUGGCAAAAUGGUCAUGGGGUAUCGAGGUGGUUAUAGCCCCCAAGAUCGCCGCCGCAUCGAGAAGGAAAUGUUCGAAGGAAAACUCAUGGGUAUCGUGGCAACUAAUGCCUUGGAAUUAGGCGUUGACAUUGGCUCCCUUGAUGCAGUUAUUACCAUGGGCUUUCCUUACUCAAUCUCCAACCUGCGCCAGCAAAGUGGUCGAGCCGGACGACGCAACAAGGAUUCCUUGUCUGUGCUUGUUGGAGACAGAUACCCAACGGACCAGCAUUAUAUGCAAAACCCAGAUGAAAUUUUCACUCGACCAAAUUGCGAGUUGCAAAUUGAUCUGGCCAACGAGCUAAUCCAAGAAGGCCAUGUGCAGUGCGCGGCAUUCGAAAUGCCCAUCCGUCCGGAUGAGGAUUGCAUUUACUUUGGCCAGCAGCUUUUUGCCCUCGCAGCCACGCGGUUAACUAAGGAUAGUAUGGGAUUCUAUCAUUGCCAUGAACGAUUCCGUCCUCAUCCUUCGCGAUGCGUUUCAAUCCGUGACACAGAAGACCAGCACUUUGCGGUAAUAGACACCACCAAUAACCGCAACGUCGUUCUCGAGGAAGUAGAAGCCUCCCGCGCCUUUUUCACCAUCUAUGAGGGCGGUAUAUUCCUUCACCAAGGUCAAACCUACCUUGUCAAAGAACUCAAUACCGAAAAGUUUCUCGCUCGCGUCCUUCGUGUCAAUGUAGACUGGAGCACGAUGCAGCGUGAUUUCACCGACAUCGACCCCAUCGAGACAGAAACCAUGCGACUAGUUAGCACCGACACCUCCGGAUCUCGCGCGUUUUUCGGCGCAGUUCAGAUCCACGCUGUAGUCUACGGAUUCUUCAAAGUCGACAAACGAGGCCGCAUCCUCGACGCAGUCGCCGUCGACAAUCCACCCAUCGAUAUCUUCACCAAGGGAAUGUGGCUCGAUGUGCCUUUCCUCGCAAUCGAGAUCCUCGAGUCCCACCAACUCAACAUCGCCGCCGCGAUCCACGCAGCCGAACACGCAGUCCUCGCCCUCCUCCCGUCCUUUGUCAUUUCUUCACCGGGCGACGUGCGUACGGAAUGCAAGGUCGCCAAGAAAGAACUCCGCCGUUCGCUCCAUCGCGCCAAUGACACCGAGCAGGAGAAGAUCAGGAAAAGUCUCCAGCCGCCGAAACGACAGCGCCCCGCUCGCCUUACGUUCUACGAUGCCAAGGGCGGGUCGUGUGGUUCUGGCAUUGCGAGUAAAGCAUUUGAGUUUAUCGGGUUGCUUUUACGUCGCGCUGUGGCGCGUAUCGAGGCCUGCGAUUGCCUUUCGCCGCAAGGGUGUGUUGAAUGUUGCUGCGAUGAGCGGUGCAAGGAGAUGAAUGUUGUGAUGAGUAAGGCUGGCGCCGGUGUUAUUUUGAGAUGCUUGCUUGGGUGGGAGGUUGAUGUCGAUGCUUUGCCGUGGGGCGAGGAACUGGAUGGCGAGGCGUUUGGCGCUGGAGAGCUGGCGGGUGGACUGGAGACGGUCAUUAAGGCGGGGGAUGUGCCAUGGAAAGCUGGCUGCCGUCCCGACAAUGGACAGUCGGAUCAUGUGGAUGUUGAUAGUGAAAAAGUGCCGUGA
Messenger RNA from Penicillium waksmanii, 3507 nucleotides. Its product is annotated as ATP-dependent 3'-5' DNA helicase. The coding region runs from base 1 to 3507 and encodes 1168 amino acids. The record is from RefSeq and is a predicted model, not a curated record. Gene Ontology annotation, molecular function: nucleic acid binding; ATP binding. Lineage: Eukaryota; Fungi; Ascomycota; Eurotiomycetes; Eurotiales; Aspergillaceae. The transcript has a single exon.